Molecule: messenger RNA, 1865 nt
Organism: Gopherus flavomarginatus (Mexican gopher tortoise)
Lineage: Eukaryota; Metazoa; Chordata; Testudines; Testudinidae
Gene: HAPLN3
Product: hyaluronan and proteoglycan link protein 3
Exons: 5
Coding region: 125-1207 (360 amino acids)
Biological process (GO): cell adhesion
Molecular function (GO): hyaluronic acid binding
Source: RefSeq, a predicted model, not a curated record
CCUAAACACACUUCACUCCAGCCCUCCAGCUUGACUCAGGCGGGGAAACCCAAGAGCCUCCUCAACUUUCCCAAGGACACUAACCGGCUCCCACGCGCAGGUGUUCGUCUGCCUCCCGGGAGCAAUGCUGUUGCUGUCCCUGGUCGUGAUGCUGCUGCAGCUGGGCAGAGGCUGCUGUGGGCUCCCCUUCUACAAUGGCUUCUACUAUGACCAUGUCAUGAAUGACAAGGGCAACGGCAAUGGCAACGGUGAAGUUCAUUUCAAUGGUGUGAAGCUGGUGGUGGAGACCCCGGAAGACGCCAUCUUCACCUACCGUGGCGCCAACAUCACGCUGCCCUGCCACUACCGCUACGAGCCCAAGCUAGAGAUGCCACGCAAGAUCCGCAUCAAGUGGUCCAAGCUGCGGGAGGACAACACCAAGGAGCGGGACGUGCUGGUGGCCAUUGGGCUGAAGCACCGCAGCUUCGGCGAGUUCCGGGGCCGCGUGCACCUGCGCCAGCGGGGCGAGCAGGAGGCGUCCCUGGUGAUCAGCGACCUGCGCCUGCAGGACUACGGCAAGUACCGCUGUGAGGUGAUUGACGGGCUGGAGGACGAGAGUGGCAUUGUGGAGCUGGAGCUGCGAGGGGUGGUUUUCCCAUACCAGCCUCACCACGGCCGCUAUCGACUCAACUUCCAUGAAGCCAAGAAAGCUUGUGAGGAGCAGGACGCUGUGAUCGCAUCCUUCGAGCAGCUCUUCAAGUCCUGGGAGGAGGGGCUGGACUGGUGCAACGCCGGCUGGCUGCUGGAUGGGACAGUGCAGUACCCCAUCUCCCUGCCCCGGGAGCCCUGUGGCGGCAAGAGGCUGGCCCCUGGCAUUCGAAGCUAUGGCGAGCGCCACAAGAACCUGCACUACUUUGACGUUUUCUGCUUCUCCUCUGCUCUGAAAGGGAAAGUUUACUACCUGGUUCACCCAGAGAAGCUAACGUUGGAAGAGGCCAAGCAGGCCUGCCAGGAUGACGGGGCUGAAAUUGCCAAGGUGGGGCAGCUGUAUGCGGCGUGGAAGUUCUUCAGCCUGGAUCGCUGCGAUGCUGGCUGGCUGGCAGACGGCAGCAUUCGCUAUCCCAUUGCCUUCCCCCGGCCCAACUGUGGCCCACCGGAGCCGGGGGUCCGGAGUUUCGGCUUUCCCGAUAAGGGCAAGUUUGGGGUUUAUUGCUACAAGCUGAACUAAGGAAUGGGGAGGGUCUCCCUCUUUGCCAGUGGACACUUCCCUGCCUGGUGCUUCCUGGAUUUAAAGGAUCAGGUUUCCGGGUGUUGGGAUAUUUUUUAAUUUCAAUUUUUUUUUAAAUUUUACAUUUUUUUCACUAAAGGGAAACUUCUGCAGGUGGCUGGGCCCUGGCUUCUCACUAAUCAGCUGAUUGCCACCUUGGGAAUGGGGCACCAGAUCUCCUUCCACCCAGAGAGUGGAGAGAGACUGAGAUGGUAUCUCAGGUUGGGGAGCUUGGUGUCUGGUACCAGGUGGCUCCAUCCCUUGGUCACAAGGUCAUCUAGAUAAGAAGUGACAGGCUUACACUCGUCCACUUGGGCUAGACAGUCAUACAUCCAGGCAUCGGAGAAGCACAGAGCGCACGACUGGUUGACGGCAAAGGCAGAUGCCCCCUGGAUGUGCUCCAGUUUCACUGGCUCCAAAGGGGAACAGCUGUUUCUAAUGCACAGACUGCUCUGCCAUCCCAUCCCAGCCAAUCCCAUCCCAGCCAGCAUGGAAGGCAUCUAAUCAACUGCAAGCCGGAAUUUAGAGUAAGGCGGGUCACUCUCUCCCUAUCCCCCAGUUAAUAUGAGCGAAUGAUCAACCACACACAAGUGACUCACAGCUCAUCAAAGUCCUUCCC